AUGAGCGCCUCUCUCGACCCUACCAAGCAAGCCUUCAUCGAAGCCGCAAUCACGCACGGCGUCCUCCUCUUUGGCGAUUUCAAGCUCAAAUCCGGCCGUCAAUCCCCUUACUUUUUCAACGCCGGUCUCCUCUACACCUCCUCCCUCCUCUCCACGACCGCCUCGGCAUUCUCGGCCAUCCUCACCGGCGGCAGAAUACCAGAGUUUGACGUCCUCUUUGGGCCGGCGUACAAGGGCAUCUCGCUCGCUGCUAUUACUGCGGUCAGUCUGUAUAGGGAUAGCGGGCGGGAUGUGAGCUACGCGUAUAACCGGAAAGAAGCCAAGGAUCACGGAGAAGGUGGAUCGAUGGUCGGCGCACCCCUGAAAGGCCGAAUCGUCAUCAUUGAUGACGUCCUCACGUCCGGUAAAGCCAUCCGGGAGGCUAUCGCCAUUAUCCGCGCCAACCCAGGCGCCGAGCUCGUCGGAAUUGCUCAGCUUGUGGAUAGGCAGGAGAGGGGCCAAGUGGGAGAGCGGUCGACAGUCAUGGAGGUGGAGGAGGAGUUUGGCGUGCCGGUGGAGGCCAUGUUGAGGAUGGAGGAUAUCAUGGCGUAUAUGCGGGUCAAGGGCAUGGAUGAGGAGCUGGGAAGGAUGGAGAAGUACAGGCAGGACUACGGGGCAAGGGCAUGA
Molecule: messenger RNA, 666 nt
Organism: Dioszegia hungarica
Lineage: Eukaryota; Fungi; Basidiomycota; Tremellomycetes; Tremellales; Bulleribasidiaceae
Product: orotidine monophosphate pyrophosphorylase
Exons: 2
Coding region: 1-666 (221 amino acids)
Biological process (GO): pyrimidine ribonucleoside biosynthetic process; pyrimidine nucleotide biosynthetic process; 'de novo' pyrimidine nucleobase biosynthetic process
Cellular component (GO): cytoplasm
Molecular function (GO): orotate phosphoribosyltransferase activity
Source: RefSeq, a predicted model, not a curated record